Molecule: messenger RNA, 1249 nt
Organism: Sapajus apella (tufted capuchin)
Lineage: Eukaryota; Metazoa; Chordata; Mammalia; Primates; Cebidae
Product: cancer/testis antigen 47B-like
Exons: 5
Coding region: 105-851 (248 amino acids)
Source: RefSeq, a predicted model, not a curated record
GGUGGUAAAGCGGGGGUCGGGAGGCCCUCCUGAAAGUUAAGGCCGAAUGUGUCCCAAUGAGUUGAAGCCCAAUUCUCUAACGACCUCUAUGGUUUUCAGAAAAUAUGCUGCCCUCCAGCAAACUGUUUUUGAUAGGAGAUCUGAGAUCAACGAUCUCAGAGGAACCAGCCACAGAGGAGGCCGCAGAGGAACCAGCAGCGGAGGAAGCAGCCACAGAAGAGAAGCUGGAAGUGGCUGCAGAGGAGGAACCCGCUGCAGAGGAACCGGCCGCAGAGGAACCAACGGCAGAGGAACCAGCCUCAAAGGAGGCCGUGGCUCCUGAGCGAGAUCUGAGAUCUGAGAUCUCACAGAAACCAGCCACAGAGAAGGAGCAGGAAGAGAAACGAGCUGCAGAGGAGGAGCCCCCAGAGGAACUGGCCGCAGAGGAAGCCGUGGCCCCCGAGGGAGAUCUGAGAUCAUUGGUCUCAGAGGAAGCAGCCGCAGAGGAACCGGCGGCGAAGAAACUUGCCGCAGAGGAGGAACCGGAAGAUAAACCAGCUGCAGAGGAGGAGCCUGCAGAGGAACCCGCCGCAGAGAAAUCGGCCGCAGAGGAACCGGCGGCGGAGGAACGGUCCACAGAGGAGUGGGAAGAGAAACCCGCUGCAGAGGAGUCUGCAGAGGAACCAGCCACACAGGAGGCCGCGGCCCCCGAGGAAGUCACUAAAUAUCAGUAUGAAAAGUGGGAUGAAGAGGCCCAAGGUGCUGCAGACGAGGAAGAAAAAGAACAAGAAAAAGAGAAGGAUGCGAAAAACAAGGUGAAGAACUCCAAAGGCACAGCAGGGUGGAAGCCGAGGAAAUCCAAAUCCCUGUGAGAAUUUAUGACAUGUAUUAUUCCAAAGUUUGUUACCUCAAAAGUAAUAUGUAGUGACACCUAAGUUUUAUCUUUAGUGAAUGUAUUUGACAGUAUUUGUUCAAGUUAAAAAUAAAAGUUUGUUUCAAAUGAAUAAACUGAAACAUGGCCAAAAAUAAUUAAAAUGUCAAAUUUAAAACAAUUUUUGAAAAGAGAGAGAUGGGGCUCAAGUCUUUAGAGCUGUGUCAUCUACUACUUUAGGCACUAGUAAUGUUAUGGCUAGUGAGCACUUGUAAUAUGGCUAGUCUGAUUUAAUAUAUGCUUUAAGUGUGAAAAUAAUAUUGCACAUUUUACUAAUGAUUGUUACACUGGUUACAUGUUGAAAUGAUAAUACUUGAAAUAAAAUGAAAUAUUAAAGUU